Messenger RNA from Podarcis lilfordi (Lilford's wall lizard), 7207 nucleotides. NCBI's taxonomy places the organism in Eukaryota, Metazoa, Chordata, Lepidosauria, Squamata, Lacertidae. The record is from the annotation of a GenBank genome assembly.
AUGGCCGUGGAGAACUGCUCCGGAGCCUCCUUCCCAAUGAAUUCUUCUGACUUCCCCGCCAGGAACAGAUCAAGUAAGUCAAGGAUGGUGGAGGCUUCAAGCUGGAUAACUUUUCUUGAGAAAGGUUUUUCCCCUUCUUGUUGCAGGGACAGGUAGCAAAAACCAAAUUGGUUCUCUUGCCUGUUCAAAAGCUGUCCAAAUCCAGCAUCUCGCUGCUCUCCGGUUCUUUCCCAUUUAGUGGCUUUGGUAAUGAUGGGUGCGCGCUUUUUUUUUAAGGCAAAACAGAUAAAUAAAAAUGGAAGCGAGUCACUAUCAAAGCUUGCCUUACAGAACGGAUCGUGGGGUUUAGAGCCUCGCUUUUAGGAAUGAUGUCUGUGCUGCCUGAGCCGCCCACUCCUGCCUCGCUUCACCCCUACAGUACUUUAGAAAGUGCAACAGGUUGGGGAAAUGGCUUCGCUUCAGCACCAGAGGCGGCGGACAACUCCCUCGGUGUGCUUCCUGGUCUUUUUGUUCCCGAGGGCGCAGUAUUUGCCCCUGCAGAAGUGCCUCAAAGGAGGAUGGGGGUGGAGAUCACCCAGAUGUGGUUGGACCUCAACUCCCAUCACUAUUGGCCAUGCUGAGGAGAGUUGUAGUUUAGCAACAUCUGGGGGUGGCAGAGGUUAGCUGCCCCUGAUGUAGGCAACAUUCCCUUUUCUAAGUUAAUGGGAAAUGGCUGGGCAGCAUAGGCUGGGGCCGAAGGGAUGCUUAAUCCAACAACAUGUGGAGGGCACCACAUAGGCUACCCCUGGUGUGAAUGGAAUAAAGUGGGAGGGGGGCAUGGAGUGCCACCUCUUUUUACGGCUUCCGAGGGUUUGUGUCUCUGCUGAACACAUGGAGAGCAAUAACAGCUCCUUGCAGACUAACAGGAAACAGUCUUAAUGAAAAGCAUUCAUGUCCUGGAUUACUCCCUUCAAACAACCCCCAAACCUUUCCACUGUAGACGCCAUCCUCUAUGUUUCAUAUUAAGAAAAAAUUAGCAAGGUUUUCAGCCUAAUAAUAAAGGCUCCUAAUCCAUUUGCCGGCUUGCUUUCAAUAGGCUCUUUUAAGAUGCAGCAGGUAAUGCUUCUGAGGUCAUUCAAUUGAAAGUAAUUUGUUUUGACUGUACAACACAGACCAUUCAUUUACUGCUCACAAAAGAAAUCUCAAGCAUACUGACUGAUCCAGAUAUGUGCAUAAACUAUCUGCAACAAAACAGCAAACCCAUAAGCCCUUUCACUUCGUGGAGGAGCUCACAUUAAAAUGAAUUUUUAAAAUGUUUUUUUAAAAAUGAGUGGUUUAGGAAUUGAAUGACUCACACAUGUUAAUCUCAAUAAUGCUUUAAGAUGUUUAUGAUGUUUUAAAAACCCAUGCAGUUUUCUACUCCUGCUGCUGCUAACUCUGGUGCUGACAACAAAUACUCAAGGCACCAGUGACUUAUCUUAUCUGUAGUGGGGGGGAUUGAAUAUUGUGUCUGAUUUAAAGAUAGGUAAGCUGAGUGCAAAAGGUUGCAAUCUGAUAUAUAUUUACUAGGGGGUGAGGUUGUAUUCACCAGGAAACAAGUCCCACUGAAACCACCACACUAACUUCUGAGCUUGCUUAAGAUUGGAUGGUAAGUCCUACUUUCACUUGACUUCUGAGUAAACAUCCUUAGCUUCAUGCUACGGAUUAUGUAUGGUACUUGAUAGCAAUAACAGGGUAAAAUGGUGUGUGUGGAUUUGGCAGGAGAAGAGAUUAGCAGUGGUGUGCACACCUUAGACCAGGGCACCACUUGGACUGCCUAAGCAAGCCUGCUGGUAUUCAGAUACUGAAGCUGAUACUGUCUUGCUGCCAUAGUUGAAGUAAAAUUCAAUGGCCAAUCUGCUUGACUUGGGGUAGAGUGUUGGCAAAAGUGGGAAUCUUUCCUUCACAGGCAGCAAAAUGCCUUAGGCCAACCUUGGAGUUGGAAGAGAAACCAUAUAUGCCAUGUUGAAUUCAAUUAAAAAUUAGGGCUGGCACUUGAGGAAAAAGAAAGAAAUCUUAGACUCUGUUCACACUCCUGGUUGCUGUGCACUCAUUGCAUUUCCAGCACUGGGUUUCUAAUCCGUGUUCAGGCUACAUUAUCAAAAAUGCACAUGUAACCUGGACUUCAUUAUAAAAUGCUAGUCUGGUGCCCAGUUUCGCAAAGCAGCUUCUCACUGAUUGGAGUAAAGACGUUCCUGCCCCAUCAAUGGAAGUGACUGAGUGUGGCAGAAGAAUGGCCGAACUUAAGGGUGUAGUGCUGUCAUCCACAAGGACCUCUGACCCCCAAGUGUGCCUCAUCCCAUGCAUGGGGUGGUGGGUGGGAGUGGGGUGGGGUGCAGAGGGUAAAGAACACCCUCUGUGCUCACACAGGGGACUCGUGCACUGGGUGCAUGCAUGGGGCACCUGGUUCAUGCCCCCCAAGAUUCUGUGCCCAGGGCCACACACACACACACACCCUGGCCACCCAAGCUAUGGUACUGGUCAAGCUUCAUAUACAGACACACCAGUGGAGGAUGGUGGUCCUCAGGACUGGUGGGGCAGAAGGAAGGGAGGUCAACAGGAGAUGGAGCCAGAACCAGUGAUAGGUCUUCAGGGCUGACUGAAGACACACUGAUCUUGGUGGGACAGUGCCUCCCUUGUCCUUAUGCCUCCACUGCUACUCGGGAGAAGCCCCCUAACCACAACAUUUCUUUUCAAAUGCUAUAUAUUUUAAUUCAUGCUUAAACUGUGUUAAACACAUUAAAGGAAACCUCCCCAGAAUAUGAUCUCUACCAAAGCAGAUUUAUACCCAAACAAAUAACAAUGCACUGUUCCUUCCAAGACCUGGUAAACAGUGGAAAUGUUAUGCGUGAAACUGAUGCCAUUUCUCCUUUGUAUGGUUUCUAUAUUUUCUUAUACCAUGUGGCUGCUGUUUCCUCUGCUGUCUCUUGACUCUGUGCCCAGCUCCACCAGCCUUUGGGCUAAACACUCUCUCUGCACGCCAGAUGGCACUGUGGGAAGAUGAGGUGACUAGCUACAGUGACUAUGUACCUUGCCUUGUGUCAUCUGAUGAGAGUCACGGGUACAAAACCCAAGGCCCUCUCUGUGUCUUUUGCAUCAAGCUGUCACACAUGAGCAGUGCAGAAGUUUGGCAGCUUGUUCCCUGGAAGGGCUCCUGUACCUUCAAGAAGUGCUUCACAUUCAGAAAGUUAGCAGUUGUUGAAACCAGAGGCUUCUGGAAAACCCACAAGAUGACAUGAGGGCAACAGUCCUCUUCUGCUGUUCCCCGCAAACCAGGAUUCAGAGGUCUAAUGUCUCUGAUUUAUCUUAAAACAGAUUUCUCACAUCCAAAGCUCUGUAAUGUAUUGACUCAUGUAGAAGAGUGAAUUUCAGUUGAUCCAGGUUUUCUCAGGAGAAGUUGCACAUGGAUGAGUCUAUGAACUGCAUCUCACAUUUGUGGGUUUCUUUCCAUUUAUUGCACUGGAAGCAAGAUAAGGUUCCCUUACAGAAGCGCCUGUCCCAAUGAGCAGGUCAGGGAGGUUUAAGGAGUUCUUGGAGCAUGAAUUCCUAUUGUGUAAUUUUAAAUAGGUGGCCCCCAGACAGUCGUCUUCUUUUUUGGCAAGGAUGGGUAUAAGAAUGUCUCUUUCACAAAGCUCGCACAAUGCUUAGAAAAGAAAACCUCAAGAACUUGUCUGGCCUUGAGCACUGAGUGCCUUGAAUUGGGGAAGGAUGAAAGUAUUUGCUGCUCAGUGUCUGCAAAAUAUCUCCAGCUGGACCUGCUUUGCAAAUCCAGGCUCUUCAGGCAGAAAGAUCUUAAAUGAACGGCUGAGGUUUGAACAUCUCUCUGCUUCCUUAGUCUCCAUUUCGAGGGCUUCCAGACUGGGACCAAAUAUUGCACAGUUUGUGCUGUGUUCCUGAAGUUGUUCAGGUUUCCAGCUGAUGAACUGUUCCCAAUAAUCUCUGGUAUUCAUGGAAAACAAGGUAGGGGAGCCACAGAACUAUGCUGUCACCCAGUAGGUGAGAAGGUGAUUGAAUAUGGGUGGGUCGAGUACAAAAAGGUGGCUGUGAAUUAAUCCCUCCUGACUUCAGGCAAUAAGAAAGCUAGGAAACAGUGUUGGGUAUGACUGGAGAGUUAAUCAUACCAUCAAACUGCAGUAAUGAGCCCUGGGGCACUUCCCCUGGAUUAAUAACUAGCUGGGAAAGAGUGACUGCAGUUCACGCACAACUGAAAUGCGGCCCCAUUAAGUCUGAGAAGGCAAUUAAGCCUCCUAGAAAUGAACUGUGCCAAUGUUUGUCUUUUGUUUAUGCCUUGAAUUUGACAAGGGAGGGAAAUGCCUACAAGGGGAAGUGGGGGUGUACUGUUUCAUUUUGGAUGGAUGACUCAUCAUAUAAACAUCUGGAUAGCUUGAAAUAUCCAUUCAAAAAUUAAUACCUGUCUGUCACUCAGAUACACUCUGUCUGGUCCCCUUCAUCUUAAAACCAAGAAGUGAUAAAACACAGAGCUCUUUCCCCCCUUUUUUUCCUUUUGCAGAGUGUCUUAAUCUUCAGCAAACGCUCAGGUUUUCCUGCUUUGACACAAGGCAGGCGGGCAACAGGCUAUUAGAAUUGCCAACUUCCUCUCUCUCUCCAGCUUCUGCGACUUUGACAACGGGUGCGACUGGAAGAAAAUCAGCAGGCAAUGCUUUCCCCAUCGCUGCAUCUCCAUGCCGGGGAAAGCUUAACCUAAUCAAAUUUCUGUUUAUCAUGAAACUGUUAAAAACACAGGAGCCCUGUUAGGGUGGAAAAGUGGGCAAACAGGAAGAGAAAGACUGGAUCUGUAAAUUCCAUGUUGUGUGGUAUCUAAAGAAGGAAAGGUCUACACAAUGAGGUUCCUGGCAAAGUCCCUGGCAGGGAAGUCACCUAAGCACCAUUGUACCCAUUGCAGGCUAGAUUCUGCUCCCUUGACAACAGUUAUUUGCAUAAAAUUGGCUGCUUGAGCAUAUUCUUCUACGCCAGGGAUGGGGAACCUGCGACUCUCCUGAUAUUGUUGGAUCCCCAGCUUCUAUCAGCAACCAUGGCCAAUCUUAUCAUCUUAUCUUAUCAUCUUAUUGUUGCAUCUAUAACUCACUUUCUUCUCGAAGGAGCUCAAAGUGGUAUAAUGGCUCCUCCACCCUACCUGUGAGGUAGGUUAGGCUCAGAGGAAGUGACUGGCUUCAUGAGUGAGUGGGGAUUCCAAUCCUGAUCUCCCAGGUCCUAGCACAACACUCUGACCAUUAUACCACAUUGGCCAAUGGUUUGGGAUGAUGGCAGUUGUAGUCCAGCAACAUCUGGAAGGCAGCAGGUUCCCCAUCACUGUCCACUCUCUAUCCCAUUGGUGCUCACCACAGCUUCCAUUUUCAGUGAAUGACCAGAUCAUGUGGAAAGGAUGGCAGAGUUGUAGCCCGCUGGUAGAGCAUCUGAGGUCCCAGGUCCAAUUCCCGACAUCUCUAGGUAUGGCUUGUCUGAAAUCCUGGAGAGCUGCUGCCCAUCAGUUUAGAGUAGACAACAUUGAGCAAAAUAGACCAAUGGUCUGACUUGGUGUAAGAGAGUUCCCUGUCUUCCUGCUCCUUCCAUAGAUGUGUAGAGCUGUCUUUUCAUGACAGAUUUGGUGGAGGAGAGGGAGGGAAGAGAUCGUAAACUGCCCUCAUUUGCAAUUGCCUCUUCACAACUAGUAAUGCUCUAGGAGUGCUUCCUCCUUUGCAUCCGGCCACCUGAGUCAUGAAUAGAGCUGAGGCGAUUUGGAAACAUUAGGUGCCAAAGCCCUGCCGUCCUUGACAGUGCAGAUACUGAGCAGCGAUAUUUUUAGAAGUCACGUGGAGUUAACAAGCUAGCUUCACAUUAUGUGACAUGGGGGACAACAAUGUGAAGAGACUAUUGCCCUCACGCCCUGCUUGCGGACGUCCCAAAAGGUAUCUGGUUGUGGGAAACAAGAUGGCAGACUAGAUUAACUUGUAGUCUGAUGAAGUGGGUCUGCUCUUCUGUUCUGACACGUGUAACUAAGGUCUUAAAUGUAUGGUGCUCACAAAUUGGCCCUUCCUGUUGGGAAACUGAAUGCUGGCUGUCCGAACAAAUAUAGCCUCAGAGGGCUAUAAAGUGCAAGGACACUCACUAUUCUCUCUCUCUCUCUCUCUCUGGUUUGUUUUUGGUAGUGGUGGAAAGACCGACUCCCUACACCAAUGUGAUCAUGCCGAGUUUGUUCGGCAUCAUUUGCUUCCUCGGCAUCGUCGGGAACCUCAUUGUGAUCUACACCAUUAUCAAGAAGAAGAAGCUGAGGUGCAAACAGACAGUGCCCGACAUCUUCAUCUUCAACCUCUCCAUUGUGGACCUGCUUUUCCUGCUGGGCAUGCCUUUCCUCAUCCACCAACUCCUUGGCAACGGGGCCUGGUAUUUUGGAGCUCCUUUAUGCACCAUCAUCACUGCUCUAGACACCAACAGCCAGAUCACCAGCACCAACAUCCUGACAGUCAUGACCUUGGACCGUUACCUGGCCACCGUCUAUCCUCUGAAGUCCACUUACGUCCGGACGCCGUGUGUGGCAGCCUUAGUGAUUGGCCUGGUGUGGCUCCUCUCUCUCCUGACUAUCAUCCCAGUGUGGAUGUACGCGGGGCUGAUGCCUUUGGAGGAUGGGAGUGCCCGCUGUGCCCUUUUGCUUCCCAACCCUGAGACUGAUAUUUACUGGUUUACCAUCUACCAGUUCAUGCUCGCUUUUGCCAUCCCACUGUUCAUCAUCUGUGUGGUCUACUUUAAGAUCCUCCAGCAUAUGGCUACCACUGUGGUGCCCUUGCCCCAGAGGAGCCUCCGGGUACGUACCAAGAAGGUCACCCGAAUGGCAGUUGCCAUCUGCUCUGCCUUCUUCAUUUGCUGGGCACCCUUCUACAUCCUUCAGCUAGUGCAUCUCGGCAUAGACACCCCUUCCGUGGCCUUCUUCUAUGCCUACAACUUUGCCAUCAGCUUGGGCUAUGCCAACAGUUGCCUCAAUCCCUUCCUCUACAUUGCCCUGAGCGAGACCUUCAAGCGCCAAUUCAUGGUGGCCAUUCGUCCGGCCAAGGAACAGUUCCGGGUCAACAACAACAACAACAGCACAACAGAAGCCAGCAUGUGCCUGAAGCUUGCCCCAGAAUCCACACAGCAGACUCAGUUUCUGGAGGACUUUUCUCCACACUCGUUGCCUGUGACGGUUGCCGUUCACUGA